AUAAACGUCGGACAGCUCCGAAACACCGGCGGACUUUGCCGUCGCGGUUAGACUCUCGUGUUUAUUUACACCGUCGUAGUCGUCGUCGUCGUCGUCAUCAUCACAAUCAUUAUUGAUGUGCCAGAUCGAUUUCAUCUCUGUGACACGUUGUGCAGUCGAGCACACCUAAAAUAUCGGUCACCACACUCUCGCACGCCGACUGACGACCGUUCGUUUAACGUCGUCACGUGUGCGCGUAUAUUUCCAUACUGCCGUGAUAUUUCACUAUAUAAUAAUAUUAUAACGAUAUCAUAAUAUAUAUUAUAAUAUAGGCACCGAGACACAAAAAUGGUCGCUGAAGACGAAAACAAUGACGAGAUCUUUCAAGAAAUGGAAGUCGAAGAUCCUUUCUGUCUGGAAUCAAGUCCUCUUAAAUUAACAUUUGAAGAUAUAACGUCUGCUGCUUACAAGAUAAAAGAUGGUGUAAUCAAGACAGCGUGCACGAGAUCGCAUUUAUCUAGUGUUGUCAAUAUGGAACUUUAUUUGAAAAAGGACUUUGUGCAGUACACCGGAAGUUUUAAGGAGCGUGGUGCAUGCUAUGCGCUGAUGAUGUUGUCCGAUGAGCACAAGCGAAAUGGCGUGAUAUCUGCGUCUUUGGGAAAUCACGCACAGGCUCUAUGUUACCAUGGUAAGCGGCUUGGUGUGCCGGUGACAGUAGUUAUGCCCACAGUUGCACCGAUAAUCAAAAUCGAGGCUUGCCGGAAUUUCGGGGCAACUGUCAUAAUUCAGGGCUUUAACAUGAAAGAAUCCAAACACAUAGCGCUCAAGUUGUCCAAGGAGAAAGGGAUCAUAUACAUCAAUGGGUACGACCAUCCUCACAUAAUGGCUGGUCAAGGUACAGUGGGACUUGAAAUAUUAGAAGACGUCCCGGACGCAGAUGCAAUCGUCGUUCCUGUCGGUGGCGGUGGUUUGAUAGCUGGCGUGUCACUAGCCGUCAAAACAUUGAAAAAAAACUGUAAAAUUAUUGGCGUCGAAUCCGACCGCGUGCCCAGUUUCACGAAAGCCAUGGAAAACGGAAGUCCUAUUACUGUCGAAGGCAAGAGCACACUGGCCGAUGGCUUGGCCGUACCCAGAGUCGGUUGUAACGCAUUUGCCACCGCCGCGGGGCUGGUUGAUAAAAUGGUUGUGGUCACUGAGGAAUGGAUAUCGAUGGCAAUUCUGCGACUCGUCGAAUCUGAGAAGUGCGUAGUAGAAGGCGCCGGAGCCAUUGGACUAGCAGCCGCGUUAUCGGGUACUUUGGACGAGUUUAUAGGCAAAAAAGUUGUUCUGUUGCUGUGUGGUGGCAACAUCGAUACCUCUAUUUUGGGAAGGUGUUUGGACAGAGGAUUGGCCAUCGAUGGUAGAUUGGUCAAAUUUCACGCGACGUUGAGCGAUAGACCUGGUGGUAUCGCGGAACUGUGCAGAAUUUUGGCAACGAUUGGCGUUUGUGUGAAAGACAUCAUACACGAAAGGGCUUGGCUGUCGGAUGACGUUUUCAGCGUUAGGGUCAAAGUCGUAUGCGAGACAAGAGACUUAAGACACGCUCAACUGCUUCAGGAGGUGAUAAAGAAGAACUACAGCUCUUCCGUGUUUGGUAACAUACCAUUACCUAAAGUUCUUUGAACUAUGAUUUUAUGUUUUUCUUUUUUUUUCAUUAGUGUUUUCUUUUGAUUUUUCAUUAUAAUAUUACUUAUCAUUGACAUGCUGUACUACUAUUGAUAUUAUAAUUUAUAAAUAAAUAAACAUUUUAUUUUUGUACUGCAA
Aphis gossypii (cotton aphid) is the source of this 1782-nucleotide messenger RNA. Its product is annotated as L-threonine dehydratase catabolic TdcB. Gene Ontology annotation, biological process: L-threonine catabolic process; L-serine catabolic process. Gene Ontology annotation, molecular function: threonine deaminase activity; L-serine ammonia-lyase activity. Bases 328 to 1641 code for a protein of 437 amino acids. The record is from RefSeq and is a predicted model, not a curated record. NCBI's taxonomy places the organism in Eukaryota, Metazoa, Arthropoda, Insecta, Hemiptera, Aphididae. The transcript is spliced from 9 exons.